AGAAGAGCGGCAUCACUCGAGCUCAGGUUCCAGCCGCCACCGCGCACUGAGCCCUACAUUCAGGAAGAGGAGCAGCAGCGGCAUCGGAAGUCACCGCGGCGGGCAGGUGACAGAAAGGCCCCGAUCGAAAAGCCUGGGAGGGCCGCCGACCUACCCCCGGAGGAGGAGCCAGUCUGAGCUCAAGGCGCCAGUGCAGGAUCAGUGCCAGGGAGCCGUCGCCUCCAUGGCCCACUCACCAGUGGCUGUUCAAGUGCCCGGGAUGCAGAAUAAUAUAGCUGAUCCUGAAGAACUGUUCACAAAAUUAGAACGCAUUGGGAAAGGUUCAUUUGGAGAAGUUUUCAAAGGCAUUGAUAAUCGUACUCAGCAAGUGGUUGCCAUUAAAAUCAUAGACCUUGAGGAAGCCGAGGAUGAAAUAGAAGACAUUCAGCAAGAAAUAACAGUUCUGAGCCAGUGUGACAGUUCCUAUGUAACAAAAUACUAUGGAUCAUAUUUAAAGGGUUCAAAAUUAUGGAUAAUAAUGGAAUACCUGGGUGGAGGCUCAGCACUGGAUCUUCUGCGAGCUGGUCCAUUUGAUGAGUUCCAGAUUGCUACUAUGCUAAAAGAGAUUUUGAAAGGUCUGGACUAUCUGCAUUCUGAAAAGAAAAUUCACCGCGACAUAAAAGCUGCCAAUGUCUUGCUCUCAGAACAAGGAGAUGUGAAACUUGCUGACUUUGGAGUGGCUGGCCAGCUGACUGAUACACAAAUUAAAAGAAACACCUUUGUGGGAACUCCAUUUUGGAUGGCUCCUGAAGUUAUUCAACAGUCAGCUUAUGACUCAAAGGCUGACAUUUGGUCAUUGGGAAUUACUGCCAUUGAGCUCGCCAAAGGAGAGCCACCGAACUCUGAUAUGCAUCCAAUGAGAGUUCUGUUUCUUAUCCCCAAAAACAAUCCUCCAACUCUUGUUGGAGACUUUAGUAAGUCCUUUAAGGAGUUCAUUGAUGCUUGCCUGAAUAAAGAUCCAUCAUUUCGUCCCACAGCUAAAGAACUUUUGAAACACAAAUUCAUUGUAAAAAAUUCCAAGAAGACUUCUUAUCUGACUGAACUGAUAGAUCGAUUUAAGAGAUGGAAAGCAGAAGGACACAGUGAUGAUGAAUCUGAUUCUGAGGGUUCUGAUUCGGAAUCCACCAGCAAGGAAAGUAAUGUUCAUCCUGAAUGGAGUUUCACCACUGUGCGAAAGAAGCCUGAUCCAAAGAAACUGCAGAAUGGGGCGGAGCAAGAUUUUGUGCAGACUCUGAGCUGUUUGUCCAUGAUAAUCACACCUGCGUUUGCUGAACUUAAACAGCAGGAUGAGAAUAAUGCAACCAGGAAUCAGGCAAUUGAAGAACUUGAGAAAAGUAUUGCUGUAGCUGAAGCCACCUGUCCUGGGAUCACAGAUAAAAUGGUGAAGAAAUUAAUUGAAAAAUUUCAAAAGUGUUCUGCAGAAGAUUCCUCCUAAGAAAUUUCUUGUAGCUGGCUUCUGUUUCAUAUGAAAUCAGAGAAUCCCACCAAAGUUACUUCAAGCUUAAUGAUGUUUAACUCAUGAGUUCCACGUGCCUUUGCAACAUUCAAGAUUUAGAAGUCAUUCGACUAUUUUGUGAUGGUGUUUAUCAUUUUAUAUUUUAAAGGGAUUAUUUUGUAAGGAAUAACUUUUAAUACUAUAGUUUCACCUGUAAUGUAGUAAAUUUUGAGAUACAGUUUGGCUUUUAGGUAUUAUUUCUUCAGUUACUAGGAUGAAUACCUUUUGUGCUUUAAAUUUCAGUUAACUGUAUACUCAUGACACAUACAGGUCUUUCAAAGUCAUCAUUAAUAUUCAUCUUUUAUAAACCAUAAAACUUCAAACAGCAUUUUUUACACAAGCAUGUUCUUAAAGUGAUUAUUUGUAGGGAGGUAGAAAUAAGUCAUACCUUCUAAAAACAGAAGCUUUUACUACACUCUUAGAAAUGAAAUCUAGAAAAGUGUUGACUUCUACCCAGGCAGCUCACCUCAGUGAGUAUCACAUCAAUACAAGUACCUCUUCGUGCACAGUAUUUAUCUUCACUUUUAGAUGGAAGAGGCAACUAUUAUUUAAUAUGCUGUGAGACACUUAAAGCAAUAUCAUUUAGCUAAGGAUGAAUUUUUAAUUAUACUACAGGAGUUAGUCUGGCUUCAUUCUUUAAAUCUUCCACUUCAACUCAACAGAUUGGAGCCUCAUAGUUCUUGAAGAAACCAUAACAUUUAUUAUAUGCUGGGAUUCUCAGAGCUUUAGAUUGUCAUGUAAUUAGAUACCUGACCAACAGGUAUGAAUAUAAUUUCAACACCAGCAUCUUUUUUUUUUUUGCCAGUCUUGGGGUUUGAAUUCAGGGCCUGGAUAUGUCCCUGAG
Dipodomys ordii (Ord's kangaroo rat) is the source of this 2378-nucleotide messenger RNA. RefSeq names its product serine/threonine protein kinase 26 (gene Stk26). Bases 224 to 1474 code for a protein of 416 amino acids. Gene Ontology annotation, molecular function: ATP binding; protein kinase activity. NCBI's taxonomy places the organism in Eukaryota, Metazoa, Chordata, Mammalia, Rodentia, Heteromyidae. The transcript has 12 exons. The record is from RefSeq and is a predicted model, not a curated record. Gene Ontology annotation, biological process: protein phosphorylation.